Molecule: messenger RNA, 816 nt
Organism: Pleurotus ostreatus (oyster mushroom)
Lineage: Eukaryota; Fungi; Basidiomycota; Agaricomycetes; Agaricales; Pleurotaceae
Exons: 1
Coding region: 1-816 (271 amino acids)
Biological process (GO): mitotic DNA damage checkpoint signaling; mitotic DNA replication checkpoint signaling; nuclear DNA replication
Cellular component (GO): spliceosomal complex; nucleus
Molecular function (GO): zinc ion binding; nucleic acid binding
Source: RefSeq, a predicted model, not a curated record
AUGGCUGAUGUUCGCGCACUCCUCAAGGCCAAACGGCAAGAAGUCCGCAUUAAUCACCCUCUGGCUGCGUACUCUCAAUCGGGUCAGCUGAGAUGCACUGCAUGCAGCUCCAUCGUAAAGCAUGCAUCCGCAUGGGAGGGUCAUCUGGGAAGUAAAGCACACCGCACCAAUGUCGCGCGUCUGAAGAACGAGGAGAGGUUGCGAGAAGAGCGGAAGCAGCAGCAGGCACUGGCAGACCAGCAUCUAGAUCAGCCAAAGGAGACGAUUGGGGAAAAGAGAAAGUCCGUGGAUCCUCCAAUAGACACUGAAGGAGGUGCCUCCAAGAAAGCCCGAAUCGAACAGUCCUUCCCGUCAGAUUUCUUCUCAGACCCAUCUCAGGCUCCUGUUCUCACACAAGACGGAUCUGAUGAUGAAGACGAAAACAUGGAAGUGGCCCCUCCAGCCAUACACCCAUCGACUCAAGAAAAGGGACUCGACGAUGAAUGGGAACGUUUUCAGCGCGAAGUAGUCAAUGCGCCCACGGAGGAGCCCGAUACACGCGAAGUCUACGAACGAGCGACUAUCAUGGUCGAUGCAGAGAUGACCGACGUCACGGUGGGUAUGCCCGCUGCUCCAGAUGCGGAGGCUGCGAAGGAAGAAGUAGUGGACGAGGAGACUCUGAGGAGGAACAAGGAACAGGAUGAGAGGGAGUUGAUCAUGGACAGAUUACUCGAGGAAGAGCGGGCGCAGGAGGAUGCUGACAUGAAGGUUGUUCAGAUGAAAUCCAGGUUGGAAGCGUUGAAGAAGAGACGAGAAAUGAGGAAGCACAAGGAGUAG